Kuraishia capsulata CBS 1993 is the source of this 243-nucleotide messenger RNA. RefSeq lists its product as uncharacterized. The record is from RefSeq and is a predicted model, not a curated record. Bases 1 to 243 code for a protein of 80 amino acids. Gene Ontology annotation, molecular function: hydroxyacylglutathione hydrolase activity. Lineage: Eukaryota; Fungi; Ascomycota; Pichiomycetes; Pichiales; Pichiaceae. The transcript is spliced from 2 exons.
AUGCACAUCAACUAUAUCCCUAUGAGAUGGGGAACUGGCGACAACUAUUGCUACCUGCUAAGUGAUGACAAUACCAAGAAGACGUGGAUCAUUGAUCCGGCCGAGCCCGAUGAAGUUCUCCCCAAAUUGAAGAAUUUCGACAUUGAUAUCACCGCCAUCGUUAACACUCAUCACCACUACGAUCAUUCAGGUGGCAACACUGAUUUGGUAAGUGUGCUAUAUUACUCAACUUUUUCCCAAUAG